Molecule: messenger RNA, 1797 nt
Organism: Xenia sp. Carnegie-2017
Lineage: Eukaryota; Metazoa; Cnidaria; Anthozoa; Malacalcyonacea; Xeniidae
Product: kelch-like protein 12
Exons: 5
Coding region: 1-1797 (598 amino acids)
Molecular function (GO): protein binding
Source: RefSeq, a predicted model, not a curated record
AUGUCUGCAAGUUCGCCGUCUCCCAUGCCUCAGGCGGAGGAGUAUAAAUUUUGCGACGAACGUUAUUCCAAGGAAAUUUUAAAAAGACUCAACAAACUUCGAGAGAAUCAAGUCAUGUGUGAUGUAGUGAUUAGGAUCGACAAUCAGGAAUUUCCAGCGCAUCGAAACAUUCUCUCGGCAAGCUCAGAUUAUUUUUUGGCUAUGUUCAAUGGAAACAUGAAAGAAAGCGUGGAGCAGUCGAUAUAUUUGAACGGAGUUGGCGCGGAUACAAUGAGGGCCAUAUUACAUUUUAUUUACACUGGGGAAAUUUUUCUAAACAAGCACAACGUUGAGAACAUCUUACAAGCUGCAAAUCUGCUGUUAGUACAAACUGUAAAAGACGCUUGUUGUCGAUUCUUGGAAAGUCGUCUGACAAUAUCCAAUGCCCUAGCCAUUCAGGUUUUCGCAGAGAUCUACGCCUGCGAAGAUCUUUAUAGGACUGCUUGCGAGUUCAUAAAUCAAAAUUUCACUUACGUAUCUCAGACCGAAGAUUUUCUCGGUCUUUCUCCUCGCCAGUUGGCCGUAUUACUCCAAAGCGAUGAGAUCAACGCCGAGUCUGAAGAGAAAAUCUACGAGGCGCUGAUGCGAUGGAUUAAGAACGAUAUUCGAGCGCGUCGGCAACAUUUUCCCGAGUUGAUCAAAUUCAUUCGUUUGCCAUUGAUUUCUCCUUAUUAUCUGGUAGAUUUUGUCGAAAAAGAAUCUUUGUUUCAAUUGACCCCAUCUUGUAUGACUCUUCUGCUUGAAGCUCAGCAUUAUCACAUGUUGCCUGAAAGGAGGGUAGAAGUCGAUGCAAAUAAGACUCGACCGCGACAAUACGAGAAGUUACACGAAUCAUUGAUGGUCAUUGGGGGAAACGGGGACAUCACACCCCUUACAACAGUUUUUUCUUACAACACAAUGAAAGAUCAAUGGACGGAUUUGCCUAAACUUUCAAAAGAACGAGGUUAUCAUGGAAUUUGUGGUAUGGGCAGCCAUGUUUAUAUUGCUGGAGGCUACUCAUGUGUAAAUUCGGAGACUUUAAAUUCAGUCAAAUGCUACGACGCUCGUGACAAGACGUGGCAUUACGUUGCUUCAAUGAACGCAUCAAGAAGUAAACUAAGUAUGGCUGAAGUUGGUGGAGUCAUUUAUGCCAUGGGAGGUUUUGACGGCAGUACAACUCUAAAUACAGUUGAAAGCUAUACCAUCAGUACCAACAAAUGGAAAACCAUUUCGCCAAUGCCCAGCAGAAGGCGUUGCACAUGUGCAGUGUCACAUGGUCAAUACGUUUAUGUGUUGGGCGGCCAUGAUGGAUCAAAUAUUUUAAAUACAGUGGAACGAUACGACACAACAAAAGACGAAUGGAGCCCAACUGCGAUCCCCCAAAUGCACGACAGGAGGUCGUUUCCGUGCGCUGUGGUCGUAGACGAUCGCAUGUUUUGCAUAGGAGGCUACGAUGGCAACGAUACACUACGAACUGGCGAAGUAUACGAUUUCGAAAGCAAUCAAUGGACACCCAUUCCACCGAUGUUUAUUGCCAGGUCCAAUGCAGGCGCAGCUGUGCACAACAAAAAGAUCUACAUUGUAGGAGGCUGGGACGGAGUUAGUCUCGCAUCAGCUGAAGUCUAUGAUGUCGUCAUAGGAGAAUGGAAACGAAUUACGAGCCUACCGCGACCCACGACAGGGGUGCGAUGCUGCUUCAUUAGUCUUCAAAAUCAGAACAACGAUCUGAAGCCACUUCGACAAAAAAACUCUAAAGGCCAUUUAUGCAGUAUUAUGUAA